CCAAGUGCGUACUGUCGGGAGACACUCCCAGCGAUCUCCAAGUUCUCAGCUAUAUUUCUGUAGUAAUAAGACCGUAUGGUGUAAAAUCACUGUAAAAUCCACGUUCCCCGACAUUUAUAUACACGAGGAGUCACAAAAGAUUUGAUUACAGCUUAAAAACUGUUUCAGUUUUUCAACAAGCAGAAAUAAAUCGUUGCUUGGCAAGAAUAGUUGCGUCGUCUGUCGAUAUGACAAAGUUGAUAUCACUGUGAUAUUGUGUGUGCUGUGUAAUCAGAAAUAUACUUCCGGUUAGGAAGGCGGUGAUUGCUUGAAUGUCUGUUUACUUCGUACAAAUCUGAAGUGUUCCGAGAUAAUUAGUAGCAAGAUUUGCCCUGCUAUUUGAUGUUUAUUGUUUCUAUAGGAGCAGUUUUUGCUGUCAUUUAGGUUACACUAUAGUAGUACAAUGAGUGCUAUAAAUUUUACAUCGCCGAAACCAGUACUGCGUGAUAACCGAAAGAAUUUUGAUUCGCUGUCACUGAUGGACAGUGACAGUGUUUGCUCCCAAGAGAAUUUUGCGGCGAAUUUGGUGUACGAGUUUCUCCGUAGCUACGAAUUCAAGGAAACCCUGACCAGCUUCGUAGAAGAAUGUAACAAUAUGGGUUUUGUGCUCAAUGAACCGACUACACUGAAAGAAAAAAUACAGAGGCAGGAUGUUUGUAAGAUCCAGAAAGUUUUCCUUGAAAACUCCGAUAUGGAAUUUUUCAAUGCUUGGAAUACUCUCAUACCACCAUCAAUAAAAAGUAAACUUGAAUACAGAAAACUGACUUUUUACCUUCAUGUCUAUUUUGCAAUAAUAAAGGAAUCUGAGAAAAUGGAAGAUCCUUCUAACACAAAUUUUUGUAAGGAGAACUCUGGACUUAAAGGAAUUGCUGUGGGGCAUGAAAAUAAUUGCAGUGAUGCCAGAGUAGAAGACAAAAGUGAAAAUGAAAUAAAUAAGAGUCACAAUGUGAGAGAGAAUUUUAUGUCUUUGGAGAACACAGAUACAAUAACGGAAUGUGGUGAUCAGAUGGAGCACCGGCUUACAAAUGAAAUUAAAGAUAUGGAUGUUAAAAGUGACAGUUCUGUUGUGGCUAAAAAAGGGGUGUUUUGUAACCUGGAACUAAUCUCUGACAAUUGCUAUGAAAAUGAAAGUGUUAGCAGUGAAUCUGAGAUGAACAGUUACAAUGGGCAAAGUGGAAUGACUGCCUUAAAAAACUUUUUGGAAACCGAAGGAUGUGAAUUUAGUGGUGAAACAGAAUUUCUUCGAUUCUAUGCACUUCCAUAUGUUAAUGAUCCAAAGUCUCAUCCAUCAUUCCAGAAUCUAUUUACAGUGAGUAGAUAUACACUGUGUGGACUUAAUUCUUGUUUUGAUAAUGUACUGAGUAUUGGGGCUGCGUGUAAAGUACAUUGUGGGAUUACUGCGAUUACACGGUGUGUCAAAUCAUUUGUUGCUGGUAUCACACUACUGACUGUUAAACUCCACGUAGCUUUAAUUGUUGUAUUAAAUCACACUAGCACAUUCAAGUGUGUUUUCCACAUAAAGAAACUUGAGAAUACAGAUACGUGGAUUUCAGACCUAAGAGCCAAACUCAAUCAGUUCCUGUUUGAACAUAGCUGUGGACCAAGUGUUGCACCACAGUUAUUACAAGUAUGCAAUGUAUUCCACAACCACAAGGAAAACAGCAGAGGAACCACACAGUCUGUGCUACUUUCCAAAUACCAAAAGUUGCGGCGAAACUAUAACAGCUUGCGAUCAGAUCAUCAUAAUCUAAUUGGUGUGGCAGCUGAACUAACAGAUGCUUUGGAAAAAUCUGUGACUGGACAAGAGGUUGACUUAGAAAUGACAUUAACAAACUGCACAAAAAUAUAUCCAGAACUUUUCAAGAAUGAUUUGAAAAUUAGAAAUCAUCCAUAUUUGGAACCUGCACUUGGAGAAAUACAUAGACCUUCAGUUUCCCAAGGAAAAGAAAUUUCUUUGUCAAAUAUUAUGACACAUUUUGAACUUGACUUCAAGAAAAUAAAACACCAUUUGACUUCGGGAAGUGUUAAAACCAAACUGCUGCUUUUACAAGCCCUUCGUUGGCGUAUCACACAAAAUUCUCUUGAGGAACGUGAAGCAGCACUGGGAGCAUAUUCUCGACAUGAUGUUCUCUCUUUGCGACUGAAUCGGUGUCAGCUACUGGCAACACAGCUUAUACCAACAGACGUAGCUACACCACAUCCACUUCAGCAGGCAGCUGCAAGAUUACUAAAUACUUUGGCAUCACUUCAUACAGGAAGGGAUUAUCUCUGUUCAGCUGGACGCCCUCUUAUUGAUACUGUGAUUGAAUGUAUCUCGGGUCACAAUCCAGCAGUUAAUGUUGAUACUGUCACAACAGACAUGCUGCUAGCUGCAUUGCAAAAGCUGUCACUCAGACGAGAACAAAGAAUAUUCAUGACUGAUGGGGGUCUAGUGGAGUGGCUGGUGCAAAGACUGGAAGCAACUCAGCAUACACAAAUGCGAUCCUAUGCUCUUGAGUAUACCAUGGCGCUGUUCAUGAAUCUGUGCCUUCACCGACAAGCCAGAGAGCGUUGUGUGCCAUUUGCGAGGCCAUUGGUUGAAAUACUUGCAUCCUAUCUUGGCAAUAGCUUGCUUAAGCCUACACCCUACGUGACUGGGACACUAUACAGUUUACUGGCAAACCACCAGAUUAACCAAGAAGCCAAGAGAAGUGGACUUUGUGACAUUUUGGAGCAUUUACAGAAGCAAAGCACAGGAGAAGUGCAACAUCAGUUGGAAUGCCUUCUCAAACGUCACAAGGCCCUCCUGCCUGACCAAUAUACAUCUAGUGAAGAGGAGAUCACCGAUGAUGACACAGUAGAGCUUGACUUGUUAGAAGAUGAACUUGAUGCAGAUGAUCCAGUGACAAACAUUCAUGGUGAACUAUGUGGUGAGGCUCUUUUGUAUCAACAAUAUCGUCAACCAUUCCCUCGUCAUGGUUUGGUUUUGCCAUCGAAUACAUUACCUCAUGCAGGAGAACCUGUUUUCCGUGCUACCACACCCCAGCUGCAGCGGUCACAGGCACUCGGUCAUCCAUCAAAUGCGCUGAUAUUAGAGAACAUUGACUCAGCAACUGAUGGGGAAAGCACAAAGGAAGUUGUCACAUUUAAUGACAUACUGUCUGGUCCUCUUCAGAUGGCUGUACUUGGCUCAGAAGUGGCACAUUCAGCAGUACAAGGAACAACAGCAGCAGAAGAUUGUUCAUCUGUCUGUGAAGAACGCAAAAUCAGUAGGAAGGCUUUCAGCCCUUGGAUGCAGGCCAAUCUCCAGCCUCUUUAUGCAGAAGAAACCAGUAGUUCUGUGUGGUAUUGCUAUAAGUAUUAUUUAAUUAGCCUGCCCUACAACAGUAAUGGAAUCAUCAUUAUUUGAAAAUUGUGUUUAAUUGAUGAUGCAAUAUGAGCUGUAAUCUUGUAUAAUGUUGUAAUACAAAACUGUAAAUCAGUAAACUGUAAACAAGUUUAUUCCUGUUUCUUGUUUGUAUUAUUGUAAGCACCAAAUAAGAUGUUUACUGUUCUUUGGAAGUGAGUAUCCUCUCCUAUGCUGCUCAUAAUUUUAAUGUCAUAGAAAUUGAAAUUCAGAGAUCUCUGAUAAGUGAAGUUAAAUCUUUCUUGUACUAUGUCUAGUUUAUGUU
Schistocerca piceifrons (Central American locust) is the source of this 3689-nucleotide messenger RNA. RefSeq names its product lisH domain-containing protein ARMC9-like. The record is from RefSeq and is a predicted model, not a curated record. Bases 443 to 3427 code for a protein of 994 amino acids. Lineage: Eukaryota; Metazoa; Arthropoda; Insecta; Orthoptera; Acrididae. Gene Ontology annotation, biological process: cilium assembly. Gene Ontology annotation, molecular function: protein binding. The transcript has 18 exons. Gene Ontology annotation, cellular component: centriole; ciliary tip; ciliary basal body.